This is a messenger RNA of Notothenia coriiceps (black rockcod), 843 nucleotides long. RefSeq names its product aprataxin and PNKP like factor (gene aplf). Lineage: Eukaryota; Metazoa; Chordata; Actinopteri; Perciformes; Nototheniidae. Gene Ontology annotation, molecular function: DNA-(apurinic or apyrimidinic site) endonuclease activity; 3'-5' exonuclease activity; protein binding. The coding region runs from base 166 to 843 and encodes 225 amino acids. Gene Ontology annotation, biological process: double-strand break repair. Gene Ontology annotation, cellular component: nucleus; site of double-strand break. The record is from RefSeq and is a predicted model, not a curated record. The transcript has 6 exons.
UUUUGAAUCCUGCAGCUAGAGUUGUAAAUGCUCUCUGUGCUGUCGGUUUGAUUGUGGAGUUUUUUAUCCUGAGAGACAAAUAACUAUCCUGUUUUCCUUCACAACAGUGGCUCCAGUGAACUGGGGUGAAGCUCCCUCCACUCCAGUACCCGGCCAGCGGUGCAGAUGUCUGGCUUCGACCUGCUCCCGGUGGACGGUGGCGGCGGGGAACCAAUCCACCUUCCUCCUGGGGAAACGGUGCUGGGCAGGGGGCCCUUACUGGGAGUCAGUGAUAAGAGAGUCUCCAGACUUCACGGGCUGCUGGAGAACCUGAACGGACAGCUGCGCCUCAAACCGACCCACCUGAACCCGUGCUUCGUUCAGUCGUUGCUGUCGGACGACCCUCGCCCUCUGCAGAGAGACGUCUGGUUCCCUCUUCAGGAUGGAGAUUUAUUCUCGCUGAUGCCGGGUCAGUUUAUCUACAGGGUGGUGGCCGUGGGCGGAGGGGACCGCACUCCCAGGAACAGUCAGAUGUUUGAAGAAGCAGAAAAAGAAGAAGAGGAGGAGCGUCUUGUUUCUCCUGAGCCAGAUGUUGAACCCCCUCCUGCUGUUGGACAGUCUCUUCCUCAGGAGGAGUCGACACCAGCAGCUCCGUCAGAACAGCAGGAAGUCGACAAAAGAAGUUUAACAAAGGGAGAUUCUGCACAACCAAAAGAAGAAGAAGAAGACAAACAAAAUGUCGUCUCUCCGUCUGUAACCAGGACAAGAGUUUUACCCGCCUGGAUGAUGGCGGCAGCAGCAGCUUCACAAAGCCCCUCCUCCUCCUCCUCCUACAUCCCCAAAGGUAACGAGUUCAUGUCUUAA